UUUUGCACCCGUCCCGGCGCAGUUCAGCUAUAAAAGCAGCCCGCCGCGUGCUCCGCUCCACCACGCCUCCUCCAAGUGCUACCUGUUCCUUCAGCAUCCGUCUGCAGACUCGUCUAGCCGCCUCUGCUCGUCAUGGAUCCCAACUGCUCCUGUGCCAUCGGUGGAUCCUGCUCUUGCGCCGGCUCCUGCAAAUGCAAAGAGUGCAAAUGCACCUCCUGCAAAAAGAGUUGCUGCUCCUGCUGCCCCCAGGACUGUGCCAAGUGCGCCCAGGGCUGUGUCUGCAAAGGGGCAUCGGACAAGUGCAGCUGCUGUGCCUGAGCUUGGAGAGACUGCUCCAGAUGUAAAUAGAGCCAUGUGUCCAAACCUGCAUUUUUUUUCGAACGACCUGACCCCUUUCCUACAUUCCUUUUUCUAUGAAAUAUGUGAA
This is a messenger RNA of Talpa occidentalis (Iberian mole), 427 nucleotides long. RefSeq names its product metallothionein-1L-like. The record is from RefSeq and is a predicted model, not a curated record. The transcript is spliced from 3 exons. NCBI's taxonomy places the organism in Eukaryota, Metazoa, Chordata, Mammalia, Eulipotyphla, Talpidae. Gene Ontology annotation, molecular function: metal ion binding. Bases 133 to 318 code for a protein of 61 amino acids.